Physcomitrium patens is the source of this 2119-nucleotide messenger RNA. RefSeq lists its product as uncharacterized. The record is from RefSeq and is a predicted model, not a curated record. Gene Ontology annotation, molecular function: ubiquitin binding. NCBI's taxonomy places the organism in Eukaryota, Viridiplantae, Streptophyta, Bryopsida, Funariales, Funariaceae.
CAACAUCACCAUCAGCAAGCAUGCAUGCGUGAUGCAUGAAACCCUAGAGUCGUUUUCCCCUCAGCAUUGGGGAAGGAAGGAGGGGCCUUUCUCUUUCGCACCACCAAAACCCCCAUCGCCAUCGUAAUCGCAUUCUAUCGCAUUCCAUCGUCGUCCCCUUCUCCGCUCCUCCUCCCUGGUCCUCCAUCUCCGUCUCCUUUUUACCUCGUACCCUUGUGCUUCUCGCUUCCUCUGUUGGUGUCAAGCUCGGCCAGGAAUUCUUAGGUUAUGUGUGUAAGCCAAUUCGGUGCUUUCGCAGGAGCGAGAUUGGGCGAUCUUGAAGGGAAUGGGAGAGGGGAGCGACAGCGGGAGUGGAGAGUGCGUUUGAUGUUCUCUUUGUUUUGAGUUGCGUGGGCGUAGUGGGAAGAAGAUAAGAAGGCGCUUCAAGAGGGUUGGCGGAGCGCUGCUUUUGUGUUUUCUUUUUGUUUUGUUUUGUUGUGAUUUUCCCAAGUUGGCGAGAAAGCAUGGUGGAGGAGGCGUGAAGGGAUACUUUCUGCAGGAACGGGUUGUGGCGCAGGGAGAAGAGGAAAGAGUUGUGAGGGGUUGAAGACGGAGAGGGCGCGUUGGGGGGAUUGUUGGAUGCGAUGUCUGCCGCGGUUUGCGGAAAGCGGUCGCUUUUUGAGGAUUUGCGCAGCUCGCCACCAAUUUCUAAGCGCCUGAGGUUUGCUCAGGGAAAUUCGCCGAUCUGGUUUGCUAGUGCAACUUCAUCGCCACCUUCGGGUAGUAGCCCGUCCUUCGAGCCUCGCCUUGAGGCGGGCUUGCUCCUCUCACAACUCCAUGCCCUGUUUCCCGAUAUGGAAGAACAAGCGGUGGAGAAGGUUUUGGAGGCUUCUAACAACGACCUAGAUUAUGCUAUUAAGAGCCUGAAUCUGUUGCGCUUGUAUUCAUCACAACAAGCGACCCCACCACAUCCUGACGAGAAGGAUGCUUCUGGCUCGAGUCCUUCGUUAUCUUCAUUCCCAAGCCGCCUAGACGAGGGUCGCUCGCAGCAAGUGCAACAACAAGAAGCCGAAUACACUAAUUCAACUGUUCAGUCAGAGGGGGUUAAAUGGGUGGAGCUUUUAGUCACGCAAAUGCAGAAUGCAAGUGAUUUGGAUGACGCCCGCGCAAGGGCUAUGUGUACCCUAGAGGGGUUUGAAAAAGCUGUUUUAUCCCGCUCUGCAGCCAUCAUCGAUGACAUUCAGAAGGAGAACGUGGCCCUGAAGGAACAUAAUCGUGGGCUGAUUCAUGACAACCAGAUCCUCAAAAGAGCUGUUGCUAUUCAACACGAGCGGCACCAAGAUCACGAAGGCCGUGUCCUGGAGCUUCAGCAUGUGAAACAACUUCUUACUCAGUACCAAGAACAAGUACGAACUCUGGAGUUGAACAAUUAUUCGCUUACAAUGCAUCUUCGGCAGGCACAAGAAGGAAGUUCCAUGCCAGGACGCUUUCACCCGGAUGUAUUCUAAGCUUAUUCUUUCUAGUGCUGAUACUCCAUGGUCUCGUUUCGCAAUUCAAUUAAGAAGGUUUCGGACACUAAAAUGCAUGUACUCUUAUUUUCUUGGAUUUUUUAAAUUUCCAAGUAGUUCCUAGUUUGUGGACGGCACUGUUAAGCAGCUGAACAUCCCCACAGAACUUCACUCAACAACCAGGUGAUAGCUACGAUUGCGCUGCAUUGAAGCGACAUUGUGAUUUGGUCCAUCCUGUGGAAGCUUGUGUUCACUGAAUUUGAGGAGGAUAUAUUCCCUGAAUUUGAAGAGAGUACUCUUAUAGCCCAUUCUACGCAUGUAGGUUUGAACCAUGCAUGCUGAAGGACAGGAAUUACGGCAAGAUCUUGAGCUGCUUUAAUGACCGAUCGAACGGCAAUGUAAUAUAUACUAUAUUUUCCAGCAUGAAACCUGUUCAUGGGAGUACUUUCAAAUAGGGGUUAAGUUCAUGACUCAUAUUAGUUGAGUCAGAGAGAAAGAGCCCGAGCUUCGAUGGCUUGUGCAUGUCCUCUCUCUUCCCACAUUGAAAGCUUGUGGGAAGUCUGCAAGUAACGUUGUCAAAAAAAAGAACAUAUAUAAUAAAGGUAUAUUUGUACUUAAUAUUUUACAUUUAA